GCGCCUGGUAGAGAUGGAGGAGGAGAUUCGCGAGCUGACUGGCGAAGGAGCUGCUGAGACUUCUGAGCCCGCUCAAGCCAGCCAGAGCCGGCCUUCUGCCAGAGUGUCCCAUGAACCUCCCAGCGUGACAGAGUCAACUUUGAGUCCAUCGUCCACUCUUCGAUCUUCUCGGGAUCGAAUGCCAACCCCAUGGGCUCAGGCGUCCACCGUGGCAGAGGUAUCUGUGCAGUUCUCGGAUUCUGUCUCGGCCGUCACCUCGUUGGAAGUCCCGGAGAACGUCCCAGAGGUUGGCAACAGGUCCGUGCGCGACCGAAUCCUAACCCCGUUCGUAGCGGCCAACGUGACAGCCUCCGAGGAUCGCAGAGCACUGCUGGCACCUGGCCUGUCAACAGUCGAGGAGUUUGAAGCACAGAGCUCCCGAGAGAGGCUUCGCUCAAGCCGAGACAGGAUGCCUACACCCCAUGUAAGCUCAGAGAUGAUCGAGGAAACUGAGACCUACGCGUCUUCUGGAAAAACAGUCCGAAUCUUCCCUGCAGCCGACAUGGAGGCCAUUCCAGCCUCUGGCAGAAGACGGCCCAGCCGAGAGAGACAAGCCACCCCGUUCGUCAAG
This is a messenger RNA of Symbiodinium necroappetens, 610 nucleotides long. NCBI's taxonomy places the organism in Eukaryota, Dinophyceae, Suessiales, Symbiodiniaceae. The record is from the annotation of a GenBank genome assembly.